AUGAAACAAAACCAUUAUGAUACUCUAAACAUAAGCAAAGAUGCAUCUCAAAAAGAUAUUAAACUCUCAUAUAGAAAAUUAGCGCUGCAAAAUCAUCCAGAUAGGACGGGAAAAGCAACUGAUGAACAAUUCAGAGAAGUACAAGAAGCAUAUUCAGUGCUUAGCGACCCAAUGAGGAAGCGUGAAUAUGAUUUAACUAAUGGAAGUGCUAGUAUACAAUUGAUAUUGAUCGUUACCAUACUUGCAAUGAUAUACCUAGUCUACAAGAUAUCAACUUUUCUACCAAUAUUAUUACUUUGUUUACUUACAAUUAACGCUAGCAAGUUGGGUAGAUCACGUGCACUGCCUCUCACACUUAUCAUAUUAUCAUUCACAUCUGGCUGGCUAUUCUUGCUCUUAUGGGUAAUUUCAAUAGGCAGUAAUUUAGAUGACGUAGAGUGGCUAUUUUGGGGUUCACUUUCACCUGGACAAUCGAACAGACGCGGUUGGGACAGAGGCUGA
Wallemia mellicola CBS 633.66 is the source of this 501-nucleotide messenger RNA. RefSeq names its product DnaJ-domain-containing protein. The record is from RefSeq and is a predicted model, not a curated record. Gene Ontology annotation, molecular function: protein-folding chaperone binding; misfolded protein binding. The coding region runs from base 1 to 501 and encodes 166 amino acids. The transcript is spliced from 3 exons. Lineage: Eukaryota; Fungi; Basidiomycota; Wallemiomycetes; Wallemiales; Wallemiaceae. Gene Ontology annotation, cellular component: endoplasmic reticulum.